ACAGAAGAGAAUAUCAGGGUGACCAGAAUCACUGAGAACACACAUAGAUCAAGAUGGCCAAACAAAUGAGCAUGACAAUUCUUCUUGUUGUUGUUCUAACUGCAGUAGCAGCAGUGGUAAAGGUAACAGAAGCCGCUACUUAUGUGGUAGGAGAUAGCAGCGGUUGGAUCGUUCCUAUGAACAAUCCAGCCUUUUACACAACCUGGACUUCAGGGAAAAGUUUUUCCGUUGGUGAUGUUCUAGUGUUCAACUUCAUGAGUAAUGUACACGACGUUGCCACAGUAAGCAGAGCCGAUUAUGAUGCCUGCGCCGUCGACAAUACUCUAACCCGUGAAACCACAGGACCAUAUAACUACACCAUCAAUUCCACUGGCACCCACUACAUCAUCUGCACCGUCGCAAAUGGUGGUCACUGUUUGGGUGGACAAAAGUUGAGCAUUAGCGUCGGGAACUCCACAAGCGGCACUUCACCGGCAUCAUCUCCUACAGGAUCCCCUACUCCUUCUGGAUCCCCUACUUCUCCUACUCCUACUGGAUCCCCUACUUCACCUUCUGGAUCCCCUACUUCACCUUCUGAUUCACCGUCAUCAACAGAAACACCAGCCGGCAGCUCAUCAGCCUCAUCUCUUGCAGCUACUUUACCUCUUGUUUUCAUGACCAUUGCCUUGGCUUUCUUUUAUUAGUUUUACGUUAGUUUAAUUUCUGGCUUGUGUCUCAUGUAUUAAUUAAACUCAGCUUUAUUGUUGUGUGGCUGUUGAUAGACCAUUAGUUUGAUGACAUUUGAGCUGUAUUUGAAUA
This is a messenger RNA of Quercus robur (English oak), 798 nucleotides long. RefSeq names its product umecyanin-like. The transcript is spliced from 2 exons. Gene Ontology annotation, molecular function: electron transfer activity. The coding region runs from base 54 to 683 and encodes 209 amino acids. Gene Ontology annotation, cellular component: plasma membrane. The record is from RefSeq and is a predicted model, not a curated record. NCBI's taxonomy places the organism in Eukaryota, Viridiplantae, Streptophyta, Magnoliopsida, Fagales, Fagaceae.